AUGACCUGUAAAUCGAAGCAGCCCAGGAGAAAGAGUCAGAAAGCCGAAAUCUGGCCCAGGACUUUAAGCGCUGAAGAAUCAAGGGCUGUCAAAGCCACACUCCUUCGGGACCUCGGGAGGCCGUGGCCCUGGGUCUUUGCUUCCCCAACAGGCCGUGCCAGGAAAUUUUCAGGCAGCCCGAAGCUCCAGACCUCCGUCUCAGCCCGCCCACUCCGGAGAGCCUCCCGGCGAGAGCCGCCGGCUCGCCCACGCCCGUCGCCUCCGCCAGUCACAAAGGGUUUAUCCCCAAGCCCACCAAAAGACAGAUCCUCACCUGCACGCCAAGCCGUCAGAUGCCAGCGACACGUAGCACAAAAGCCGACUGACGACAGAACCCCGGAACCGGAAACCGAGUCUCUGGCCUAUGACCCGCCCACGCCCCCGUUCAUUGGCCAUUUACCGGGUAACAUCAGUGCCCAGGCGCAGCUCGCUGUGCAGUUUGGACACGCAUCCCGGAAGAGAGGCGCUGCGGCGCUUGACAAGUAUCUCAGAAAGACACAAGGUGGCGAUGUUACUCCAAGAAAGUAUAUGUGUGCAGUCUUUAAAUCGAGCCCCGUUUCACCUGACAAGUCUUCAGUCCUCAGAACAAGUUUACAUGAAUCCUUGUGACUGAUUCUCAAUUUCUGAGGUAAACUCUACUGGCAAGCCUCCAAAUUGGCUGGAGAGUCUGGUCCUAAACCUUUAUAA
Suricata suricatta (meerkat) is the source of this 726-nucleotide messenger RNA. RefSeq names its product serine/arginine repetitive matrix protein 1-like. The transcript is spliced from 3 exons. Bases 1 to 648 code for a protein of 215 amino acids. NCBI's taxonomy places the organism in Eukaryota, Metazoa, Chordata, Mammalia, Carnivora, Herpestidae. The record is from RefSeq and is a predicted model, not a curated record.